Messenger RNA from Daphnia carinata, 864 nucleotides. RefSeq names its product chromobox protein homolog 1-like. The record is from RefSeq and is a predicted model, not a curated record. Gene Ontology annotation, molecular function: chromatin binding. Gene Ontology annotation, cellular component: pericentric heterochromatin; nucleus. Gene Ontology annotation, biological process: chromatin organization; negative regulation of transcription by RNA polymerase II. Lineage: Eukaryota; Metazoa; Arthropoda; Branchiopoda; Diplostraca; Daphniidae. Bases 79 to 684 code for a protein of 201 amino acids. The transcript has 4 exons.
CUCUUCAGGUUGCGCGAGAGGAUAUCACGAAGAGGAGUUCAUUUGGCCUUAGCCUACCUAAUCCAAGUGAUUUUAACCAUGUCCCAAAAUAGCAAAGGUAAAAAGAUGUCAGGUCAGGCUUCAUCUGCAUUAAGUGACACGGAUGAAGAAGAAUACAUUGUCGAGAAAAUUCUUGACCGGAGGGAGAAGAAUGGUGAAGUUGAGUAUUUGCUGAAAUGGAUUGGCUUUUCAGACGAUGACAAUACUUGGGAACCCAAGAAAAACCUUGGUUGCUAUGAUUUGAUUACAGCAUUUGAAAGCAAAAGAAAUGAGGAGGAAAAGAUGAAAAAGAAAAAUAGUAACAAAAAAGAAAAAGAAAAAUGUCUACCGUUAAAUGAGAAUCAUGAAAAUAAACAAAACAAGCUAAGCCAAGAAAAAAAAGCUGUGAAGAAAAAAACUAAAGUGCAGAUACCCAGUCUUUCAACAGGAUUUGAUCGAAAUAUGGAGGCUGAAACAAUUAUAGGAGCGACCGACGACAGUCCUAAUGGUGAACUUCACUUCCUCAUAAAGUGGAAGUCAUGUGAUGACUGUGAUCUAGUUCCAUCAAGCCUAGCUAACAAACUUUGCCCGCAAGUCGUGAUCCAGUUCUAUGAGAAGAACUUGUAUUGGCCAAACUUAAAGGGCAAAACUUCCGGGAAAAAUUGAGAAGACAGCAUAUACUUAAGUAUCAUUUUUAUCAUUGUAGUGAAACACCUUUAUUAAGCGUUGAAGUGUGGCAAGGUUUUUCACGUUUGUCUUAUACGUUCGUCUUUAUCUGUCGAUUUCUCAUGUGGACCUCGAAUUCCCAAGUUCUUCAUACACGGUUUUUAUACGAGAAUGAAGAAA